Messenger RNA from Rubroshorea leprosula, 836 nucleotides. The record is from the annotation of a GenBank genome assembly. NCBI's taxonomy places the organism in Eukaryota, Viridiplantae, Streptophyta, Magnoliopsida, Malvales, Dipterocarpaceae.
AGGUUCCCUCAACACUUCCACAGCUUCUCUCAAUCAACACACCCCCCCACCCCAAAAAAACCUUCUUCAAAUUCCUAGUAAACAAGAGAAAAUGAGACCAAUUAGCACUUCACCGGUUUCAGUUUCAACGCCGGUAAUGACACCACUAGAGAAAUCGCCAUGGCACUCUCCGCUUCCUUACCUUUUCGGAGGCCUGGCAGCGAUGUUGGGUCUCAUUGCUUUUGCGCUAUUGAUCUUAGCUUGCUCUUACUGGAGACUUCCUGGUCGGUUAGACAACGACGAAGGAGGAGAGAGAGAUCUUGAGAGUGGUGAGAAAGAGGGUACUGAUGCUGCUAAGCAACCCGCAAAGGUCGACGAGGAGAAGAUUUUGGUGAUAAUGGCAGGACAAGAGAAGCCAACGUUUCUAGCCACUCCGGUAACUACUAAAGCUUCUUCUUUUAACGCUAAAAACGGUGAAACAGAGAAAAAUAAAGGAUCGGAAAAGGUCGAGUCCAGUGAGAAAGUGAAAACAGAGCUGGGUGAACAUGAAGAUGAACAAAUUCCAACCCCAGUUGGAGAAACAGAGAAUGAACAACAAACCUAAGAACACUACUAAAAUAAGCGUGGUUUUGCUCCUCUUUUCCUCUUUUUGGCUUCUUUUUGAAGAGAGGAAGAGAAUUUUUCCCCUUUUGAGCUUCUUCUUUUUUUUUUUUUUCCAUGUUUUUCUUCAUUUUUGGUUUUUUUUUUUUGUUCUGAAUUUUGAGAUGUCUUCUCCAUUUUGCUAACCGGCAAAGGUAAAAAAAUCUUGUUGAGAUCAAAGAUGAGUCCUCUUGUUCGACUAAAUUAAGUUUCACUAA